Molecule: messenger RNA, 4314 nt
Organism: Chara braunii
Lineage: Eukaryota; Viridiplantae; Streptophyta; Charophyceae; Charales; Characeae
Source: the annotation of a GenBank genome assembly
GAGAUCUCUCUCUUGAUGAGAUGGAUAAGAGACUGUGAUGGAUUAAAACCAGAGAGAGAACAGUUCCUGCUUUUGUAAAGGGUGUGGGUUUGGAGAGUUGUGAGAAUGCAAAGGAGGAGUACCCAGUUCACACGAGGGAAGAGAUGCUCUCACAGUUCUAUAGCUAUUAUGUGAAGAAGCCCAGAGAUGAUGUUCAGGCUAUGAUUGUUUACUGCGGCAAUGCAAAGAGCUACAAAGAAGCACAAGGGCUCAGCCACAGGCCUGAAGAGGGGGUUGCGACACAAGGGUCAGCCAGCAGUCAGAGUCUGCUGAGUGAAUGGACCAUGUACGAGGGUGAAGGGUACAAAAGGACUGUGAAGGUGCUGCAGUGUGACACGCUGGACUUACCCAGGAAGUUGGAAGACAGGCUUCCUUUCACUCUGUGUGUGAUGGAUUUGCCCUGUGGCUGGAAUGCAGAGGAUUCUGUAGGAGACGAAGAAAAGUUUGCCAGAGUACAGAUCCUUACAUGUGGCCGUACCAUAAAGGAGAUCACAAUCUCGUGGGGCAAUGACUUCGUUCCUGCGAGCGACGUCGUCAUGGACAAGCUGCGCAGGAAGUCGAGAGUGUGGCGUCAUGUGAUGCAGGGUCAGAGGUUGGGAACAUGGGAGAAGAGGCAUGGGGACUAUAAGCUGCGCUGUAAUUAUUGCAAGCAUGUCUGGCAGGGGAAUUUGUUCAAGGCACAGCGCCACUUCACACAGAUGAAGAGGUGCUCGGCGGCGACGAUGGACGUGUUCGUUGACAUUUGGAACCACACGGAUUACGAGUUCCAUAACCGACAUCACCGCGGUAUCGUGGCUUACAUGAGGGAGCACGAUACUGUGGAUAGACGAGUUGUGGACGUCCAGCGAGGCAGUGGCAGGGGGAGGACGGCAGCGUCGCAGUCGCAAGCAGAGGAGCUCGAUCCUGUGGAUGAGGUGGAGAGGUUCCUGGACGAGCAGGCCAGGCGAGCAGAGGCUGGGGAGGGUGGAGGGACAGCCGCAGCAGAGGAUUUGUCGGGGGAGGAGGUGGUCAUGACUGCGCAAGGGAGAAGCGCCGCUCACCAUGGGCAGGCCGCAUUCAGGGACACCUUUUUGCAGUGGUGCUACGAUAGUGGUAUACCAUUUAAUGCUUUCAGGAGGCAGUUAUGGUAUAGGCACAAGAAGGCGUUGGCCGCCAUGUCUCACGGAGUGCGGCCUGUCUAUCCGUCCUUCAAGGACAUUGGGGGCGGUGGUAUCGAUGAUCAGCGGGGGAAGGUUGCGGGGAUGUUGAUGGAGGUCCGUGCUUCAUUCGAGUCGGUGGGGGCCACCAUUUUGUCGGACGGUAGGCAAUGGCGAGACGCGAGGCCUAUCGUCAACUUCCUAGCGGCCGCCAAGCGCGGCGCCCUGUUGUACGUCACCGUCCAGCGAGACGGUUCAGUGGCCGAGACGACACGGAUCGUCCUGAGGAGAUGGAAGGCCAUUUUUUUAUCUCUCCCUCCGAAGGACGUGUUGGCCAUUUGCACGGACUCUGCGUCGAACUAUACAUCCGCCGCAAAGCUCCUUGCAAAGGACCCCGAUCCGGAGAUCCGCCGUAUCACUUGGCUCCCCUGUGCCACCCAUGUGGCCAACUUGAUGUUGUCUGACAUCGGCACAGGGGUUCCUUGGGUUACGGAGACCAUUGUCAGAGCUCGAGCGUUGGUGCGAUUCAUUAAAUCGCACGGCGCGGCUUAUCACCUUUUCAGGGUGAAGAGUCGUCGCCGCACGCUUGUGCACCCUGUGGAGACGCAAUUCGCGUUCGUUUUUUUUAUGUUUGUGUGUUUGCUCGCCAGGCGUAACGCCUUGGAGAGCAUGCUUCAUGACGACGAGUGGGACAAGAUCCCAUGGGAGUCGUCGAAGCGCAGACAGGCUCUCUGGGUUCGGCAGGUCAUCCGGUGCGCCGAUUUCUGGUGCAACGUUCAGUAUGCUGUCUCUGUCAUGACCCCUGUCCACCAGCUGUUGAGGAGAUUGGACAGAGGCGGCAUGAUCAUGUCCAUGAUGUACUCAUGGUCGCAGGAGUUGGCGCGACAGGUGGCUGUUGUUGACGUCCCUGAUGACAUGCAGAGGCCGUGCGUGGAGGCGGUGCAGAUCCGCACCAUGCAUAUGCUUGAGCCGGCGCACGCUGCGGUGCACCUGCUCAACCCCCGCAGGCGCUCCCUCCGUUACUACGAGUCCCCCCGCAGGACAGCUGCGGACCUCGAGGUCAUUACCGAGUGCGACUCGUUUUUCCUAGCGCAGACAGGCGGUGAUGCGGCGGGGGAUGCAUACUUGCGGGUGCGUCAGCAGAUGCGAUCCUUCCACUCCAGGGUUGGCCACACGACGGACAGGGUGACGAGGGACGCCGAGGCGGAGGCCUGUGUAGGGGACGAGGAGACGAGCAGGUGCGCGUCAUGGUGGGUGGAGCAUGGCGCAUGCUUCCCGGACUUGCACGAGAUCGCUGGCCGUGUGAUGCACAUGUGGACGUCCGCCUCUCCUGCUGAGAGGAAUUGGGCAGAGCAUGAGCGCAUCCAGACGGCCAAGCGCAACAAGCUCAAGUUCAGGAAGGUCACACAGUUAGUUGAGAUUGCUACCAAUCUCAAACUACUUGGCUGCAGCGACCGCAGCGGGGGGUACGUUCUUCCGUGGGGCCACAUGGAGACCCUGGCUGAGGCGCGCCCUGACGAGUACACACACACCCCGACCACCGCCGACAGGGAUGAUGAGGAGGAGCCUGAGCCAGAGGAGUGGGGAGCCCGACCUCGGUCGGCAGUGGCCGCACACGAGGUUAGUGCACAGGUCCGCCGAUUCCAGCAGCAGGGUUCUCGUCGUCCGGAGCGAGUUGCUGAGGUUUUCGGUCCCAGAGCCGAGACACUUCAUCCUUACGACUAUGUGCCCCCACCGCCAGCAGAGUCGGCGGAGACGUUGGAGCAGGAGUCCGACACGGAGGAUUUGCCGCCCGGUGUAGAUAAGAGUGUCGAGAGACUCUACUACACGUACGGUGCAGGACCGGACGGUUUUCAGCCACACUGCACCGUCAUUCAGGAGAGCGACGACGAUUCCUUUUCCCCUAGUGGGGGUGGUACUGGUGGGCCGACGGGACGUGCUGCACGAGGCGCGAGUGGAGGUGUUACAGGCGAGCCUAGUGGAGGGGUCACACACGACGAGGGAGGACGUACUUCAUUACCUGCUCAGCCCAGUGCUGAGAGAGAGAGGGAGCACGCAAGGCCGGCCUGCACGGAUGACGACGACAACGACGACGACGACGGCGUGCCAUUGGUCUUUCACAGAGCACGCAUGACGAGCGACAGAGCUCCGUCCGCCACCGAGGGUCUUAGGAGAUCACUACGGUUGCAGACGCAGGCCGACUCGUCCACGGGCGUCAGACGCGAGGUGUCCGGCCACCUGGAUGACAUUACAGCCGAUGAGCAUAUGCCGAGCCAGCACACACCCGCCUCGGCACCUCCAGGGGACAGGGAGCAGACAGACCUAUGCACGAGUGACUUUCCUGGACUCGAACACGGACUUUCUGACACCGGUUUUCCAGGACGGGGCCACAGGGGAGAGAGAGUGGGGGAUGACGUCGAGUAUCGUCCUACGGAGGCCGGUGUACCGGAGUUGACGGAGGAGCUCCAUGCCCGCUUGGAUCGAGAGGAGGAGCAGCGGUUGGAGGUGUUGCAGAGAGAGUGGGCGGGUAGAGCCGUGUACAUGGCGGAGCAGCAGCGUGCUCGGGAUUUGGAGACCGGUGCUGUAGUACCUGAUCCGGGCGGGGUGGAGCAUCACGAUCCAUUUGCACCUGACCUUGCACAGACUGAGGGGCACCGUGAUCCGACCGUGUCAGAGCAUGGAGAUCCUGCCGUGUCCGACGUCGUACUUGGAUUUCGUGCGGCAGACACGUUGCAGCCCGAUGAUGUACGGACUGAGGAGGCAGUUCGUAUGGAGGGUGAUUCUGACGAGCAUGGGGACAGAGGGCGUGGACCCGGUGUGGAGGCCGAUGAUGGGGCGGAUACUGCGAGGCGACUUUCACCGUUGCCUAGUGCCGGUCCAGGUCGAUUGUCACACGGCCCCAUUGGGGGUGACGACAUGGACCUGCAGACUGAUGAUCCGGAGGAGGUCGGAGGCAGUACGUCUUUGGCGUUAGUGUUGUGGCAUCCUUCAUCGGUGGCGCACAACGUUUCGUCAGAGAAUGUCGAGGGAGGAGGCGGUGCCGAUGAGGAGGAGGAGGGCGGUAUACCACCUGACCUUUAGGACCACGCCAGAGCAGAUAUGGAGGAGGGGGAGAUUACACCUGGGCCACUCGACCCUG